AAACAUACAGCCCCCUCCCCGGUUUGGAGAGUCCUACAGUGAUAGCGGGCACACGAUGAAGAGUUGAACGGGAUACGCACCACCACUCAAGGUAUAUUGCACAUGCUGAGAUAUCCAUCUUCUAGUCUCUGGCGGCCUGACUUGCUCCCGCCCGCUCUCCCUUUUCAGCUGAACUAUAGAGGAAAGCCAUGAUCCAUUCCGUUCAAUAGACUCGGAAACCCAGACAGAUAUGAGGAGCCCCUUGCCUGCACUCGAUGCCAGGUAACCUACCUAGCGCCAUUUGGUGAGAACGAGAUGCAGGAAGUGAGAGUAAGAGUGAGGUUGAGAGAGUGAGGGCGUCUCCGGAGACUGGCAAUGACAAUGCCGCCAGCCGAAACGUCAUCGAUGCCAAGCGCGGAAGCGAGAAAGAUGUCCGUUUGAGUAUCUCGGCAUCCUUUGGUUCCUCCUCUCCUGUCGGCCUCCACCUCUUAGGCUCCUUGAAGCGACCCCCCCCCCCCAUGUAGUCCCACUACCACUCUCUCUGCUUCCAAGUUCACAAUCCCACACUGCCUCCUAUUCCCACUCUUCUCUCGUUCUGCCCGUCCUGCAUCACCAGGACAAACACUCCUCACCACUACAGUCUUUCCCUCUCCACACGUUUUUCUCCCUCUUGUUCCUGUCGUUCCCUUCCCUUCCCAAACCCUUUUUCUUUUUUACUCUACUCCUGCGCUACUCCCCUGUUCCUAGACCCCAUUUCUUCCUUUUUCCGGGUCUCGACAUUGACAAACAAUUGGUGCAUCGGAUUAAGCUGACGCCUCGCAACGCCCGUGAUCCGAAGUCUUGGGUUCAUUGGCACGCCUGUUCCACUGAACAAACGCCCUUUGCCUCCCAGUCUACCUUUUUACACCACCACCACCACCACCACCACCACCAGGUCCCUUAUUCCCUUACUUCUUCCCAUUCUUGGCACUAAACCAGCACGACAUCCACAUACACACGUUCCUUCAAUCGCCCUGCCUCUCGUUCGGACCUUCUCUCUUUUUCACUCGAGGCUUUCUUCCCAUCGCAAGUACCAAAUCCCGCCACUCUUCGCUUGUUAGACCGGUUCUUUUAGGCUGGACAGUCUUACGUGCGCCCACCCUGCCGACUUCCCCCACGCCCGGGAUCGAUCUACGUAGUGAAACCUCGACAGUCGUAAGCUCAGCUUCUCAACCCCCCCUCCCCCUCGGCGACAGGGUGAGAGGGUCUCUGUGGACGAACACACGGUCUGCACACAAAUACACCAACAGGUCCGACCUUGCGACAACGAACAGAGCUGAACAAUCGAACAACCUCAGCCUUGAAUCCAUCCGAUCAACCGACUACCUGCAGCAAUGGCGGAAUCCGACAACUUCAAGAACGAGGCUCGACGGAGCGAAGAGGGCCAUGGCCUCCUAAACGGAGAUGAGAAGCGCGUCGAGGAGAGCUACGAUCUCGAGGCCAAUGCCAGCCCAGCCACCGAACAACAGACCAACGCCGAGAGGAACCGCAAUCCCGUCGAAUACACCAUCUCGCCUCAGGUCAAGUUUGGCUGGUUGAGCGCCUACUUCAUGUUCAGCUUGGUCUUGACCCUCUACAACAAGUUAAUCCUCGGCGCUUUCCCCUUCCCGUGGCUUCUCACGUCACUUCAUGCAACUUGUGCGAGCUUGGGCUGCUACACGCUGCUUCAAUGCGGCUACUUCACCAUGUCUCAUUUGGGACGCCGCGAGAACCUCAUUCUCCUCGCCUUCAGUCUGCUCUUCACCACCAACAUCGCCGUCUCUAACCUGUCACUUGCCAUGGUCUCUGUGCCGUUCUACCAGGUCCUGCGGACGACUGUCCCCGUUUUCACCGUCCUCAUCUACCGUGUCGUCUUCGGCCGCACCUAUGAGAAGAUGACAUACCUGACGCUCGUGCCCAUCAUGAUCGGUGCUGCCCUGACCACCAUUGGCGAGUACACUUUUACAGACUUGGGUUUCCUGCUCACCUUUGCGGGUGUCGUGCUUGCUGCGGUCAAGACGGUCGCUACGAACCGCAUCAUGACCGGGCCCCUCGCUCUCCCUGCCAUGGAGGUUUUGCUGCGCAUGUCGCCCUUUGCGGCUAUGCAGUCUCUGGCUUGUGCCAUCGCCGCCGGCGAGCUCGGCAACCUCAACACCAUGCGGUCCGAGGGCAACAUCAGCCUCGCUACCGUCAUCGCCCUACUCGGCAACGGCAUCCUCGCUUUUGCCCUCAAUGUCGCCUCUUUCCAGACGAACAAGGUCGCCGGUGCUCUCACCAUGAGCAUCUGCGGUAACAUGAAGCAGUGCCUUACUGUCGGACUCGGAAUUAUCGCCUUCGGUGUAGAGGUCCACCUGUUCAACGGCUCCGGUAUGAUCCUCACCAUGAUCGGUGCCGCCUGGUACAGCAAGGUCGAGCUCGAUCGAAGAGCCCGCAAAUAAACGGCUCAAGUUGACUGGCGAGUUGCGCAUAUAUGCGCGUGUAACGACUAUCAGUAACGGCCGAAAAAAAAAACAUAGAAUCGGGCGCAGGCAGAGCCAGAUCAACCCGCGAAGUCGUGGGAACGG
Molecule: messenger RNA, 2561 nt
Organism: Colletotrichum destructivum
Lineage: Eukaryota; Fungi; Ascomycota; Sordariomycetes; Glomerellales; Glomerellaceae
Product: Putative sugar phosphate transporter domain-containing protein
Exons: 4
Coding region: 1353-2435 (360 amino acids)
Cellular component (GO): Golgi apparatus
Molecular function (GO): antiporter activity
Source: RefSeq, a predicted model, not a curated record